Molecule: messenger RNA, 3022 nt
Organism: Orbicella faveolata
Lineage: Eukaryota; Metazoa; Cnidaria; Anthozoa; Scleractinia; Merulinidae
Source: RefSeq, a predicted model, not a curated record
AUCCUCAAAGAUAUACUAGUUCGAGCAAAACUCUCAAAGCGGCUAUGACACGUGGAUAGGAGUUGUGUAGGCCUGUCAACCCAUUGUUAUCACCUACUUUCAUGGCGCUUUAGAAAUGUGUUAAACUACACAAUCAGUAAUAAAAUCUAUAUACAAAAGGGACAAGGUUGAAAAACAAAGUACAGUUCGAAAAUAUAACAAUGUCUACAAAACAAUGAGUGGCUGUUCAAAACUAAUUAAAGAGGUAUAUUUUAAGGCUCCUUUUGAAGUUCUGGAUAGAGUUCGACUUACGCAAUGCAAGGCAAGUGGCAGAUUAUUCCAUAAUCUCGGGUUACAUACAUUAAUUGCCCUGUCAACAUAGGUAUUUGUGAAAGACCUCGGCUGAUCUAACAGUUGACGUCAUCACUUAGAUGUAAAUCGCACACUGACACUAUGUUUUGAGAACCGCUGAACUUCAGUUGCUCUAUAUUUGGCCUAGGAACUUAACUGACAGUCUACCCUCAAUUGGCAGAUCACGUGUAGUCUUGUGUAAAUAUUUUCACAAGCCUGCGUUGUGCAAGCCUCGCACAAGUAUAAACUGUGCGUAAUUUACACAGCGGUAUAUGUCCAGUCGGGUUUGCAUAGCUCUCCAUUUCCUUGUCCUUGCCACAGCAAGUUGUUGUUACGCGUGUUCUCAGUUUGAAGCUAUCGAGGGAUAUUGUGAAAACUAAGAGUCUGCUCUUCAGCGUUUGUUUCUACUUAUAUUCAAACGGAGAGGACGAACUCUUGGGUUGAAAGGGUCAGGCUUCAGACGCUACGGAAGUGCCAACCUCGCGACUUCACGGCGAUGAAAGGACUGUAAUAACCUUGUGGCCGUCACAAACUGUCAGGCAAAGUGACCUUUGGGUAUUCUGAUGGAGUCAUUAUUCAAACGGCUGAUGCUUCCUGUUGUCAUUGGACUGUGCACAGGGCUCUGUGCAGGAGAAUCAGUGUCAGUCCAUUUCGACGCGUCUGGUGUUAUUUUGAACCACAACUUUACAAAAGAGUUUUAUAUGAAAGACACGAAAGAUUGUGAAGCAUGUCAAGCUCUCGCUGCUCAUAUGACAACAGGGUUCUGGAAAAUGUUCGACUUUUUUGUGCGAGUCAACUUAUUUAAAAAUUCUUCGCUGAUUAACAAGACAUCUGAGGGAGUUUUCUUUAGACCUCCCUCGGUUGGCGGCCCGAAAAUAAAUGCCUCAAAGGAAAAAGAAAUUCCACCUGAUGACCAAAAAGAAGAAAGAGGAGUUUUCUUCAUUAUGGUAAUGCGAUUGGAUCUGGAUGUCAGUAAUACGGCCAGGAAUCUUCACAACCUGAAAGCUAUGAUACAAAACUCAUGUUGGUUGUACCUCAGAACUGUCGUGCAUUUUCAGCUCCACAACGAGGUUCUGUUAAACAGGACGGCAUUUAGUUUUCAGGAAAUAUCCAAGUCCCAGGUCACCGGUUAUCUUAAGCUUUUGAGGCUUAAUAGAAAAGGAACAAGUAACAACAACAACAACAACAACAGCAACGAUAACAAUAAUAAUAACAACAAUAACAAUAACGAUAAUAAUGACAACAACAACAAUAACAGCAACAGCAACAACAAUUGCAAUAAUCAAAAGGCGCUUGCGGCUGCAUCCUGUGUCGGAUUCUACUUAACCGUCGCGGGACCGAUGUUAACGAUAUUGAUUAGAUUUUAGGACUUUCGAGUUUAGUUUCAGGAGACACAUAAAUGACGUUGAAAUAUUCCUCUUUUAUUAACACGCCCUCAAUGCGGGUCCGGAUUAAAUUUAAUGAAAAAGAAGAAAAAGAAGCCGAAUUAAUGAGCGUCCAAAGUACAGCACAAUAGCUGUAAUCAAAACUACCAUUUGAAGUGUUUGCGUGGCUUGAAGCAACAUGUAAUAUUUUAACCCACCUAGCAAUCAACUUUUCAACUUAAUGGUGUCAGUAAUAACUCUGCAAUGGCAAAAAUUCUAAUAAAACUGCGAGGUUUGUCUUUAAAAGUAAAUGAAGUAUACUCCGCAAUGCUAGAGGGGAAAGAUGUCAUGAAGUUGUCUGUCUCUCGUGGAAAAUGUUAUUAGCAGCAUGGUUUAAAGGAUCACAGAGAUUUUGUUUUCAUAAGCACAAUAUGGCUAAUAUUGCGAUAAUAUUGUGGGACAUCUCGACGUUUCUGCGUGUUUGACGACAAUUACUGAAAAAAACAGAGUACAUGGUUUUUCUGUCCUUUUUUUUUUGUAACUUAACUGUGCUGGUAGGGUAACUUCCGACAUAAAUAAUGCACUAGACUAGUGUACUUGACUAGUGUACUAAUAGUCGCUUUGAGAUUCACGAAGAGAAACUAAAUUAUGCAAUGAUAAGGAAGUAAAGGUUGCAUACCAUUAGGGCAAAACUCCGGAAAUUUAUAAGUUGUAAGUCAAAUUGAACUGUAUUUUCCAAACAUCCUUUCUUACAUUAUAAACUACCUCCAAGGGUACUCGUCUUCUUCCGUUCGGAACGAAAUGUCGGAAAUAUCCUUGCCAUUUCUUCUAUCCCCACAGUUUCCAGUCCCCCAGUAACGAAAAAUAAUAAUCCAAAGUUGAAUUUGUAAUAUGGAUAAGUGAUACUACUGCAUCAACAUUUCUCUUUCGGUUGACUUGCUGAUUUUGGAAAAACACUUUCGUUUACCAUUAUUUAAUGGCCAUCCUUAACCGCCGUUCAAUUUGAGAAAUGGUACGAACUGAAAAUAAAACCUCUUAUAGAUUGGAAUAUCGCUUAAAUGGGUAAUAAGUUAGUUUCUUUUCAGUCGACCGUGUCAUGAGUCGACAUACUUGUCGCCUAGAAGUUGAAUAUUUCCGUAAUCGAAUGAAGAGCUACCAUAUUUAUCAUGCAAAAAUGAAAUAGGUACAGAUAAUAUUGUCAUCAUUAAUCUUCACAAGGACAUUAUCUUUUCUGUUUUGUGUCAUUAGGUUUUGUGCUAAGAAGUUUAUUUCAUGUUACAAUGGGAAGUUAUAUAUUACUCUGGGGAUUAGAAUUUUUCUUAAUUACA